Messenger RNA from Lathyrus sativus (Indian pea), 66 nucleotides. The record is from the annotation of a GenBank genome assembly. NCBI's taxonomy places the organism in Eukaryota, Viridiplantae, Streptophyta, Magnoliopsida, Fabales, Fabaceae.
AUGAGGGUUAAUGAGAAUAAGGAGGAAUGGCAUCAAGGACCACGAAAAGGCUUGGGAGGCUUAUAA